ACUCUCUAACUUUGACAAAGCGUACCCUUGUGAAAACUUGUUGUCACUUUUUGUCGGAAAAGUAAACAUAGAUAGAUACUGAUAUAGAAAAUCGACAAACGUGGAAAAAGGCAAUAGCAAGUCAGAAUGUCUGGACGCGAGGGCGGUAAGAAGAAGCCUCUGAAGGCGCCAAAGAAGGACUCGAAGAAUCUAGACGAGGAGGACAUGGCCUUCAAGCAGAAGCAGAAGGAGCAGCAGAAGGCUCUGGAGGCAGCCAAGGCUGGUGCCUCCAAGAAGGGACCACUUGUUGGCGGCGGGAUCAAAAAGUCGGGCAAAAAGUGAUCCCUAGCCACGCCUUCAUCUUCUUUUAAAUCGCACCCAUGUGGAUUAAGAAACCUAAUUGCAACCUUAAAGAAAUCGGUAUCAUGUAAUAGUCGUGCUGAAUUACUUUCACAUUAUCGAAGAGCAAUGCUUUCAAUAUAUUUACUGAAAUACUUGUCUUCAUCUCCACA
Messenger RNA from Drosophila yakuba, 491 nucleotides. Its product is annotated as translation machinery-associated protein 7 homolog. Lineage: Eukaryota; Metazoa; Arthropoda; Insecta; Diptera; Drosophilidae. The record is from RefSeq and is a predicted model, not a curated record. Bases 127 to 321 code for a protein of 64 amino acids. The transcript has a single exon.